AAAAUAUUUAUACACAAAAAAAAAAAUCUAAAAUCCUAACUGCAUCAGAACACGAAAGCCACGUGUACGAAGGUGACUUUAUUUAUCAACGAGGUUUCAAUGAUUUGCUUCCUUUAGCCAGAAAAGAAACAGAUCAAAAAAGAGAUCGAAAUCCUUCGAAGUUUAUCAGAUCCAAAAUCCGAUCGAUCGAACAAUGUCGACUUUCAGUGGUGAUGAAACUGCUCCCUUCUUCGGUUUCCUCGGGGCUGCUGCGGCCCUCGUAUUCUCAUGCAUGGGAGCAGCGUAUGGAACAGCAAAGAGUGGUGUAGGAGUGGCGUCUAUGGGAGUGAUGAGACCGGAAUUGGUGAUGAAAUCAAUUGUUCCAGUGGUUAUGGCUGGUGUGUUGGGUAUUUAUGGAUUGAUUAUUGCUGUUAUUAUCAGUACUGGUAUUAAUCCCAAAACGAAGUCGUAUUACCUGUUUGAUGGAUAUGCUCAUCUCUCUUCUGGUCUUGCUUGUGGUCUUGCUGGUCUUUCUGCUGGAAUGGCUAUUGGCAUUGUUGGUGAUGCCGGUGUUAGGGCUAAUGCUCAACAGCCUAAGCUUUUCGUUGGGAUGAUCCUCAUUCUCAUUUUUGCUGAAGCUUUGGCUCUUUAUGGGCUUAUUGUUGGCAUUAUAUUGUCUUCCCGAGCUGGGCAAUCCAGAGCAGAGUGAAGUUGGCUUAUCAACUCUAUUCUUACUAUGGUGUACGUGCAACUUUCAGAAAACUCUGCUUAGGCUUGAUCCUUGCUAAAGUCGAAAAGCUACAUAUUUCUACGUUUGUUAUGAUGGCUGCUAUGUGCUGUUUGUAGAAGUAGGGAGUAUUUAUCUACUUAAUAAUAGCUUAAGAAGCUGUCUUAUUUGAUUUUGAUCACCAUUUGUUGUAUUUUGCAAUUUGCUCUGAUUGAACAGUGUUGUGCAUGUAUUAUUUUUUGCUAUAAUUUAACAUUGACGAUAUGCAACAUAUAUGACACUCCCCUUCAAUAUAUCUGAGAAAAUUCUUUUGGGUGCUGCCA
Molecule: messenger RNA, 1029 nt
Organism: Capsicum annuum
Lineage: Eukaryota; Viridiplantae; Streptophyta; Magnoliopsida; Solanales; Solanaceae
Product: V-type proton ATPase subunit c1
Exons: 3
Coding region: 194-688 (164 amino acids)
Biological process (GO): proton transmembrane transport
Cellular component (GO): proton-transporting V-type ATPase, V0 domain
Molecular function (GO): proton-transporting ATPase activity, rotational mechanism
Source: RefSeq, a predicted model, not a curated record